Oryza brachyantha (malo sina) is the source of this 2313-nucleotide messenger RNA. RefSeq names its product transcriptional regulatory protein AlgP-like. Bases 114 to 500 code for a protein of 128 amino acids. The transcript is spliced from 2 exons. The record is from RefSeq and is a predicted model, not a curated record. Lineage: Eukaryota; Viridiplantae; Streptophyta; Magnoliopsida; Poales; Poaceae.
CCUCCCCGACCUCAAUUCCGCCAGCCUCGCCGGAGUCGCUCGCCUCCCUCGCACGCAUCGGCGGCUUGAUCGAUCCCCCCACCCACCGCACGGGCGGAAUUAGGCCGACCCCGAUGAGCUCCCCGGCCGCCGCGCCCGCGGGAGACCUCGUCCUCCCUGUGCCGGCGCUGCCGCCGAUCAAGACGGCGGCGGCGGCGCCUGCUGCACGAACGUCGUCGGCGCCGUCGACUGCGCCGGCGAUGUCCGACGACGGGAAGGCUCUGAAGGAGGAGGUGGAGGAGGGGGAGGGGGCGGAGCCGACGACGCCGACGUCGGAGGAGAGCAGGCUGCGGGCGCCGACCGAGUGCCCGCCGGCGCCGAGGAAGCCGGCGCGGACGACGCCGCUGAAGAGGAAGUCGCCGUCUUCGUCGUCGUCCCCGCUGGUGUUCUUCCCCGUCCAGCGCGACCUCUCCGCCGUGUUCCGGUCGCUGCCGCCCAAGAAGCGGAUCCGCGCCGGCUGACGGAGCACCGGCGCCGCCGCCACAGCUCAAUUGGCCGUGGAUCGUGGAGCUCCAUGGCUCGAUCCAUCCACUUCCUGGUGAAUUCUUCGAGUUCUUCCACUUCUCGUACUUUCUCUCUCUCUCUCUCUCUCUCUCUCUCUCUCUCUCUCUCUCUCUCUUCUGGUUCUUGGUUCCCACGGCCAUGGUACAAUCUCUCGUGCAAAUAAUGUGUUGUUUCAUUUUUAUUUUUUUUCUUCUCUCUUUUUAGAGGGUUUGUGUGAAGAAGAAAUUGUAGAAUUAUUUAUAGGAGAUGAAAUGGGGAAAGGAGAAAGAAGUUGUAAGAGAAAAUUCCCAGAGAUCUUGUUACUUAAUUAUUUAAGUAUAGUUCAUCAUACAGCUCUGAGAUUUUACAGGCUCAAAUUCCUCUCUUCUCCCUGAUGUUUUUCUCUCUCUGCUCAUCGAGCCUUGAAUCUUUUGCCAAAUUCAGCUCAAAUUUCUUUGAGCGCACACAGAGAAAUGAAGCAACUUUGUGACAAAUGGCAGGUACUUGGGGGUGUGGACCCAAGAACAAACAAAGAUCUGUUAAGUUUAACUGAAUUCUGACAAUGUUCAGGCUGCUGCUGAUCCAGAAUUAGUGGAGAGAUUCAACUUCGAGUGAGUAAUUAGUACUACUACUACUACACAUGUAUGUGCAAUGCUGAAGAAAAAUCCAGUUGGUGGGUGUGGCUGGCCUGUGAUCAUGUACUUGUGGUUCUUUUGUCCCUGCAGCAGCAUAGCAUACUGGUGAUGAGGGAGGAUGAUGAUAAGCCAAACACACUGCAGAGAAUCUUCUAUUCAUGAGAACAACAAGACAUGAUCUUUCUUCUCCAUCUCUGUCAAUUCUGAUUAAUUCCUCUUGGGCUCCAUGGGAAGCAGCAGUGUCACUGUCAUGGCAGAGGGUGGCAAAUGCGGAACUGUAGCAUGGCGUGGUCGAUGAUGAUCCGGAGUAAGUGGAGGGAGGAGGAAGAAGCGGAGGAGGAAGAGGAAGAGGAAUGUGGAAGCUUUUCCAUGGCUCACAUCACAUGGGCUGUUACGUUUUGCAGUUACAGCCUGCCUCCUCAGGAAUAGGUCUCACCACCUUCCUCGUUUUGGGAAGGAAAGCCAUUACCAUGAGUGAGAGUGAGAGCAAAGCAAGGCAUCUUCUUCUUUGGACAGAGCUGCAGAAUUGCACUUCAUCUCAUCUCAAUCUUGUGUAUGCUCUGCUUCUGCAGCAGGCAGAGUGCCUGUUGCUCUAGAAAGAAUGGAGGUAGGAGGAGGAGGAGGAGGAGGAGGAGGCUGUGGUUGCGUGUUGCGUGGAGAAGAAGAGAGAUUCCUGUGGCGACAUGGGCAUGUGCAGGGGAUCAAAGUGUUACGCGGCAGGAGAAGAAAGGCUACUCACCUCUCCUCCUCCCUGUAAUGCUAAUGGCUAAUAUGCCAUUAUUCUCCUCCAAUCAUGAGCUGCAUCAUGUAAUUAGUUACUCCUAGCGUAGUAUUAUGCCGCCAUUGGUGCUUAAUUAACCUUUGCCUUUCGUGGUAAACAUUGGCUGAAUCUCCUCCUCUCACAUGUCGGGACUGUUUGCGUCAAGAAAUUGCCAUGCGUACAACUCAACCAUCUGAUUUACGUAUGAUCCAAUUGAUCAAUGGCUACAGUGCUACUUAUUUAACCCAUGGUUGCAGUCGUGCGUAGAUAGUAUAAUUGGGUCGUAUGCAUAGCGUGAUUGUUAUAAUAAACGGCCGAGGAUAAGCUUAAUGGUGAAAAUCUAAAUAAUUUAAGUUUUUCAGUUUCCGAUUUCUAGUUCAUCUCUAGAUUCUACCA